This is a messenger RNA of Cylicocyclus nassatus, 1482 nucleotides long. The record is from the annotation of a GenBank genome assembly. NCBI's taxonomy places the organism in Eukaryota, Metazoa, Nematoda, Chromadorea, Rhabditida, Strongylidae.
GGAUUUCCUCUGAUUGCCGUCACCGGAGCUUCACUUCAGCAUCGCUACAAUGGAUGCGGCACGGUUAAGAGCUCGGCUGGUUCUGCAUGGGAUCCGCCAACAACAGCAGCAGAUAACAAAGAUGUUUCCCAUGUCGCUCACAAAGAAAAAGGAGGAUGAAAAGGAAAAGAAGUUCUUGGGACGACUCUCGUACAAAUUGGAUUACGACUUUGACAAGAAUGCGUUAACAGUCGUCAUAUUGCAAGCUGAAGAGUUGCCAGCUAUGGACCUUGGUGGUACCUCUGAUCCCUAUGUGAAAGUAUUUCUUCUUCCGGAUAAAAAGAAGAAGUUUCAAACAAAAGUUCAACGAAAGUCCCUAAACCCCGUAUUCAAUGAGAGUUUCACAUUCAAGAUACCUUAUAAUGAGAUAGGAGGCCAAACGCUGGUUUUAAACGUUUUUGACUUUGAUCGAUUCGGAAAACAUGACCAGAUUGGUCAAAUCUCGAUUCCGCUCGGAAAGAUUGACCUUGCAGCUACGAUAGAGAAGACUGUAAACAUUGAAAGCCCACCGGAGAAUCGAUUGGGUGAAGUGUGUUUGGCACUGCGCUACGUCCCCAACAAAAAUAAACUCUCGGUUGUUGUAAUGGAAUGCAAAAAUUUGAAGAAAAUGGACGUUUUAGGAUUAUCAGAUCCGUACGUCAAAAUCUACCUAAUGUUGCAAAAUAAGCGCUUAGAGAAGAAGAAAACGACAAUCAAAAUGAAGACCUUGAAUCCAUAUUACAAUGAAUCCUUCAGCUUCGACGUAACGCCAGAGAAAAUGCAGAGGGUACACUUGCAUGUUACGGUAUCUGAUUACGAUCGAGUCGGCUCAAAUGAACGAAUAGGACAGGUGAUCAUUGGCUCGAUGGCUUCUGGUGCAGCGCUGAAGCAGUGGACGGACAUGCUGGCGACGCCGCGACGGUCAGUGGCGCAGUGGCACACGCUGAUGCCGUUCAACGACGACUGAGCCGCGGGUGAGCGGCCGUCGCUAUGCCUUCGCCUUGCCAAGCAACGUCUUCAUCUGCCGCGUUCACUGUUUGUUGUCUUUUGCCUGCGAUUUGGCCGUGUGCCAGGCAUAAUGAUGUUCCCUGUCUUCCCUGAUCCACUAUCUCACGCGGAUUGCGCUCUGUCGGCGGGCAGCCUGAACAUAUACUCUUACUUCUGGGUCCAUUUCCGUGAGUGUCCUCCCUCGCGGAACUACACUGUGCUCUUUUGUGAUCGACCUGUAUCUGUUGUACAUCUGCUACCACAUACUCUUUCCUUUGCAUUGUGUUCUUCUCUCUUAUUUUUGCUGCAUUUGUGAUUAUUCUCGUUUACUGGGAGAAAAAGAGAAUUUGUGAGAAUCGGAGAAAAUGGAUGCACAAACUUUUCAAGUUUGGGUAUCCAUUUUUGAGAACCAUAUGCCCAAAGUUUGAAACAGAUUUUAUACGGUAUGAUUUCGUGCUUGAAGCUGUUUGAUUAUAC